AUGAGUCCAUCAUGUAGGAAUUCACAAUCACGCUUGUCUUCGUCAGACAUUUUGUUCAAUUCGAAGACACAUGAAUCAAUUGUACCCAGUGUCUAUGAGGAAAAAAUGACUAAUUUAAAACAAGAAGAAAUAGAACAAGAUAAGGAUUGUUUAACAAAUGAAGAACAAUUCGAUGAAAUACAUCUUACGAAUGAAGAAGAAGAACAAGUUGAAUAUCUUGUGCAAUUUCUUCGAAAUGGUUCCCCGAUAGAUCUUGCUAUAGAUAAUGGUAUUAUGCCAGAAUUAAAUGAUAUAUUAGACACCAAAACAAAUGAGAACGAUAAUAAUCAAAUUUCCAAUGAAUUUCAAACAUCAUCAUCAUCAGUCAUAAUGAGAACAUAUCCAUAUCCUCCUUUGAAUCAAACAGGUAAGAUUAUCGAUCAUGAUCGUCCUUAUGCUAAGUAUCGUUAUUUCAAUCGACAAACAAUUGCCAAACUUUCUCAAUUUAAUCUUCGACCACCGUCGUCGUCAUCUCUUCAACAGCCCAUUCGAUUAAAUCUUAAAUCGUUCGCUAUUCUAUCAUGGACCACUGUUUCCAAAGAUGCUGUAAUGAAUUAUAUUAAACGAGAAUUCCCUAUUAAAAACAUUCAAUAUAUUUGUGUGGGUGAAGGAAUAAGUCGAAUAGCUGCUCAUCAACAACAGUUAGAAAUACAAAUUAUUUUGAAAAAAAAAGUCAAUAAAAGAACACGAUUUCUUGAUCGACUUACUGAAACUUAUUGUAAUUAUAAAGUGACAACUAAUGAUCUUGCAUGGAAUGAAUAUAUUAAAAAAAAUCUAAAUUUUAUUGAAUAUAAUCGAUUUAAAUCAACCAAAGUACGCGGAAAUAAACAUUGGCCACCAUUACCAUUAUCAACAGCAGCAGUCGUAGCAGAAGCAGCAGCAGCAGCAAUAGCGAUAUCCAAAGUAGCAGCAAAAGCAGCAGCAAAAGCAGCAGGAAAAGCAGCCACAGCAAAAAUAGCAGCGAAAGUAGCAGCAGAAGCUGUAGCAAAGGUAGCAGCAACAUCCUCUCUUUCAACUUCAUUUGAUCAGAAUCAAACAACAUCAAUACUCAGAGAAAAAACAAGUACAGGAACACAAACAGAAGAACGAUGGCAACAUCAGAAUGAAGAAGCUAAACGAGCAUUGGAACUAGUACAAACAGGCCUGAUUUCGAGCGAUAAACCUAUGCAUCACAUUCACCCAUACAAAUAA
Molecule: messenger RNA, 1230 nt
Organism: Rotaria sp. Silwood2
Lineage: Eukaryota; Metazoa; Rotifera; Eurotatoria; Philodinida; Philodinidae
Source: the annotation of a GenBank genome assembly